This is a messenger RNA of Colletotrichum chrysophilum, 222 nucleotides long. RefSeq lists its product as uncharacterized. NCBI's taxonomy places the organism in Eukaryota, Fungi, Ascomycota, Sordariomycetes, Glomerellales, Glomerellaceae. The coding region runs from base 1 to 222 and encodes 73 amino acids. The transcript is spliced from 2 exons. The record is from RefSeq and is a predicted model, not a curated record.
AUGUCUAUUCGAUUGAUCGAGGUUAAAACGAUGCAACUGAAGUUUUUCAACAGCCAAAAAGCCCCUCGAUAUGUCAUUCUAUCUCACACCUGGGUCGAGGGCGAAGAGGUCAGCUUCCAAGAGAUGAGCCAGAUUGCCGAAGGCAUCAGCCACAUUGCUAAGCGGAAGUCUGGUUACCGGAAGAUCUGGGAGACUUGUCGUCAAACUACAUGGGAGACAUGA